AUCAAAAUCUAUUAAAUAAAGAAGAUACACUACCAAAAAGUGUUCGUCAUCAUGACGUCUGUUUGUUUACCUUUUGACCAACGACAAUAACAGCUCUUCCCCUUAUUUCGGAUACAUCUCAUUUUCGCCUAAUUUAAUCACAAAUGCGCAAAAAAUACGUCGUAUUUGCGCAUUUUAAACAUGUAAAAUGUUUUUUUUACCUCCUGACAAUAAAAAACAUUGGAUUUUAAGCCGUGGAAUUGAAAUUUAAAAGGAGUUUUUAUAAUAGAGUAUUGCAAACAGGUUUAUCAUGAGUCGUCGACGUAAUGCAAAAGGAGUUUGAGAAGAUUUUUACUGCAUUUUUGUUAUUUACAUCGUAUUACCAAGGAUUUUUUUAUCACUGAAGAAAAAAGAUCUGAUAUUGAAAAUAUUUGACAAUAGAUUAAUAAGUAUAAGGUAUGACAGUUGGCAUUAUUGACUGAUUAUUUGGUCUGCCUCUACGUAAUAUUGUUAAUUUGGAAAUAAUUUGUGAUGCCAAGAAAUGUAGUUGGUCAUGUAAAAUAUUUUGGUUUUUAACUGAUAUUAUUGUGUUUUAUGUCUGUGCCAGAGUUAUUCCUUUGUGGUCUGUGGAUUCUUGUUUCUUAUAGGAAUAUUUGAUUUGCAGUAUCAUUGAAAGCAGGUUGUAAAUGACCUAGGAUUUUUUUAAACUUGCAAAAGACCUGGGGACAACCCACUACUAUUCUGAGGUGUAGAUUUUGUGAUGACAUGAAUGAAAAUUGUUGACUUCAGUACUUCCUCACAUGCCAGCAAUUUCACUAUCUGAAGGUUUGGCAAUAGUUGGUUUAAUUUGAGAGCUUUUCUUGGAUGAAACUGAAUAUUCAUUGACAUAAAACCGACUUUGUUUCAAAGCUGUAUACGUAUUCAACAUCCUUUGAGAUGGAAGGUGAAAACUCAGGUUUGCCUUUAAUCAAACAAGAAAAUGACCAUUUCGAGGAUGAACAUACCGAAACCACAGUAGAUUCUUUCAUAGAAUUCAAGGCAGAACCAGAAUAUAUUGAUUGUAGUGAAGUUGAUGUAAAAUAUGAAGGCCUGGAUAUAAAGAGUGAAGACCAUCCAAGUUUUGAUGGUGAAAAUGGAAAGAAGAUUUGUAGUGAAGAAGAAGAAGAUAGAGAUUUGGGUAGAACAGAAGUAUUUUCAAGGAGAAACAACACAGUAAAGAGACUAACUUGUGCUGAAUGCCAAAGGACAUUUUCACACAUGGGCAGCCUGAGAUACCACAUGCGAACUCAUACAGGUGAGAAGCCAUAUACUUGCUCUGUAUGUCAAAAAGGUUUUUCACGUCCAAGUAAUCUUAAAAGACACAUGCGAACUCAUUCAGGAGAGAAACCAUUCACUUGUUCUGUAUGUCAAAGAAGUUUUUCUUGUCAAAGUAAUUUCAAAACACACAUGAGAACUCAUACAGGGGAGCUAUGUACUUCUUGCUCUGUAUGUGAGAGAAGUUUUUCUCAUCAAAGUGAUCUCAAAACACACAUGAAAUCUCAUACAGGAGAGAAACCAUUCACUUGCUCUGUAUGUCAACUAAGUUUUUAUCGACAUAUUCAUCUAAAACAACACAUGAGAACUCAUACAGGAGAGAAGCCAUAUACUUGCUCUAUAUGUCAAAAAAGUUUUUGUCAUCAAAGUAAUCUUAAAAGACACAUGAGAACUCAUACAGGAGAGAAACCAUUCACUUGCUCUGUAUGUCAAAAAAGCUUUUCUUUGCAAAAUAAUCUGAAAGUACACAUGAGAACUCAUACAGUGGAACUAUGUAUUUCUUGCUCUGUAUGUGAGAGAAGUUUUUCUCAUCAAAGUGAUCUCAAAACACACAUGAAAACUCAUACACAAGAGAAACCAUUCACUUGCUCUGUAUGUCAAAGAAGUUUUUAUCGACAAAUUCAUCUUAAAGAACACAUGAAAACGCAUACAGGAGAGCAAACACUUAUUUGCUCUGUAUGUCAAGGAAGUUUUACUCGUGAAAGUAGUCUCAAAAGACACAUGAGAUGUCAUCACGGGGAGAAAACCAUAUACAUGCUUUGAAUGUCAAAAAAGUUUUUCUCGUCAAAGUGUUCUAAAAAAACACAUGAGAACUCAUAAACAAUGGCUUCUCUCUGGCUCAAGUUUUUCUUAAUUUUCAAUUUAUAUCAGGGGUGCGAUGGUCCCCAGCCUGGGGUCUAUGGUUGCAUCUAUAUUCCACUAGCCUUAUAUGAGAGGGCUCUUUUCAAGAUGUUUACCGUUCCAUUGUAAGUCUCACCUCUCUGUGACUGUAUUUCUGCUUAGUCUUCGUAGAGUUUUAGAUAAAAAAAGGUAAUCCUUUGUUAAUUCUGAUUCUAUUUCCUGCCGUGAACGUCUUUUGUUUUUGAGUUCUUGGU
Molecule: messenger RNA, 2387 nt
Organism: Macrobrachium nipponense
Lineage: Eukaryota; Metazoa; Arthropoda; Malacostraca; Decapoda; Palaemonidae
Product: gastrula zinc finger protein XlCGF17.1-like
Exons: 2
Coding region: 916-2055 (379 amino acids)
Biological process (GO): regulation of transcription by RNA polymerase II
Molecular function (GO): DNA-binding transcription factor activity, RNA polymerase II-specific; RNA polymerase II cis-regulatory region sequence-specific DNA binding
Source: RefSeq, a predicted model, not a curated record